Heterotrigona itama is the source of this 1983-nucleotide messenger RNA. The record is from the annotation of a GenBank genome assembly. NCBI's taxonomy places the organism in Eukaryota, Metazoa, Arthropoda, Insecta, Hymenoptera, Apidae.
AUGCGAGAGCGAGGUCUCGUUGGUGGAGCAGUUGUCGCGGCGACGAAGAAGAAGAAGAAGAAAAAGAGACACCUGGAACCGGGUCGAUACAAACGGAGCCCGUGUUGGCUGUGGACAAGCGUGAGAGCAGGUGUUUUACAAAGGGGGACCGAUAAUAGAAGUUUGGAUGUAGAUCAGAAGGAGGAGGAGGAGGAGGAGGAGGAGGAAGAAGAAGAAGAAGAAGAAGAAGAAGAAGAAGAAGAAGAAGAAGAAGAGGAAGAGGCGGAAGAGAGGUCGAGGAAUUUCAUCGAUCACGGAUCACGAGAAAAGGGAAGAGGAGGAAACGAGGGGAGGAAGGAGAAAAUCGAUUGGAAUCCAGAGGAUCCACGAUCGGCCUACAACCAGCUGGACUGGACGGCCUCGCGAGUUUUUGUUGUAAGGCCGGGGGUUGUGAGGGUCACCACGGGGGCGGGGGUGGGUUUGCCCCUGCUUCUUCUGGUCGUCGCUGUUCUUGGCAAUCAAACGUGCACGACGACGGCUGCGCCGGUGGUAUCCGAUCCGCCGUACGUGUCCCUCGACGCUACGCCUCCUCGUCUUCUGCCUCGAUCAACGGACCGUUUGUCGUCGUCGUCGUCGUCAUCGUCAUCGUCAUCGUCACUGUCAUCGUCGUUACCGUUCCCGUCCUCCUUUCAAAGAGCCAUUUACAGGAGUCGAUCUUCCAACGGCAGUCCCACGAAGGGACGAGAACUGGAUUAUCACGAAGUGUCGUUGCCAUCGAGACGAGCUGAACGAGAGGAUCUGAACAACGGUCCGAACGACUGGAGUCGGUUGCUCUCCGCAACCCGGGAACAAACGACAAUCGAUACCAUCGAAGGAAACAAGGAUCCUUCUUCCCCUGUAGCGGCAGGCGGAAGGAGAGGUGAAGAAGGAGGCGGCAGAGGAGGAAGAGGAGGAGGUCUGGCUCACGAGAGGACCAAGUCGAGACGGCGGCAGGUCGCCGCUGCAAGCCUGCUCGAUGAUCGAGGAUCAACCUCUUUAGGCCUCGUCGAACCGUACUGGCUGCAUACGAGAUUCUCUCGUCCCCGUUCGUACACCGAAUCUUCUUCGACCCUCGUCGACGGAGUCGAACCAGAAGCUCGUCGGGGUGGUAUUGCCGCGUUCACCGCGACCGGAACAACUGCUAGCGACUCGACGUCGUCGUCGUUGGGUCUCGAGGACAUUGUCGGAAGAACAACAAAGACGGCGACUACGGUACCUUGGACAUACACACCGUUUCGUUCGGUUCAUCGAACUGUGCCUAGGUUAGCGGACGACGGCAGUGUGAAUUCGGGUAAAGUCACCGCGGUUAGACGCAAUAAUAGGAAAGCUAAAGACGAGGAGAGUAGACGGGAGGUAGAUAUCUCGCCUGGAAGAGACGAGAGGGGCAGGUUCGCGUUCGCGGGGAACGCGAGUAAUAGUGGUGAGAUCAAAAGUGGUGGUGGUGGUGGUGGUGGUAGUGGUGUCGUCGAGUGGACCACAACAGUCGCCAGGCCGAUGUCAGCGUGGUCGUAUCCGGAUGAUGAGGAGCCGGGAGUUGUAAACGUAAGGAAACGCCCGAGCCCGGGGGAGGCGGCCAGCGAGGACGAGGAGACCGACACCGGCGAAGAACAGGUCAAGGUUACGGUAACGCAGGCCAAAGGUUCAUCGUCUACGUCGACCACGGCAAGGACCACGAGCACGACGUUGCCGACGACCACGCAGUUACCACCGCCGAGUCAAGAUACCUCUAUGGAAGCACGUGAGUACCGCAAAAUCUACUCUUCUUCUUUUUCUCUUCUUUUCUUUGCUUCCCUGCACCAGCGAUUCCCUCUUCGUUCCGACCACCAGAGGCAGUUCCGACUUGUGGUCGGUUCGUCUCUUUUUGUCGGAGGCUACACGCGAGUCACUCGCGUUGCUCCUUUUCCCGUGUUUCUCUUCAUGGACAUGUUUACAGGAACCGAAGCUCGGCGCAGGACCCUUGGUCAG